UCAAGCCCCGCCUUCUUGCCGAAUGGAAACGUUGGCCCGUAGCAUCAAAUUUUAAUACCGAAAGUGUCCCUUUCUGUUGUCUGCCAUUGAAAUGGCCGCGGUAUCUGCCGAGGAAACAGCCGCCCUGGGCUCUGGGACCGAAGGGCCGCCUGAAGAGGCCAACGAGGGCGAUGCCGAGAAGAAAGAAAACGGCCUCCCUGAACCGGAAACAAAAGAAGCAGGCAGCAGCGUUGAGCCGAAAAUGGAAGAGGUGGACGACGCUGAGGCCGGCGAAAAGAAGCCCGCUGCAGCAGCAGACAAGGCCGCGAGGGACGUGGUAAGAGACGACGGGGCUUCAGCGGUCACCCAGGAGGCACCAACCGCGUGCGAAGAACCGAAGGAAAGACCGGAGUCGCGGCCGUGCCUGGAAGAUGGCAACAACGAGCACGCCGGUGACGACACGAUUAAAGACGCCAAGGAGGAACCCGACGACGACAGCCGGUGUUCGGGGAUCGACAGCGAGAAGAGCACGACCGUCUGUGAGGACGGUGAUAAAGCCAGCGGCGGAGGCGGCGACAAGAGGCGGACAAGCGUGGAGAUUUCAUCCUCGGACGGUGAACCGUUGAGCCGCAUGGACUCCGAGGACAGCACCAGCAGCAGCACCCUGAUGGAUAUGGAAAGCAUAGUGUCCAGCGGGCGGUCCACCCCUGCCAUGCUGAAUGGACAGAGCAGUGCCAGGUCCUCUGCAGCCAAGACCCUGGCUUACCCCUGCUGCUGGGACCUUUGUCCGCAGUGCUUUAACUCCAGCCCUGAUCUGGCGGAGCACAUCAGGGGAAUCCAUGUGGACGGGCAGAGAGGAGGGGUAUUUGUGUGUCUGUGGAAGGGCUGUAAAGUGUACAACACACCCUCCACCAGUCAGAGCUGGCUCCAAAGACACAUGUUGACCCACAGUGGAGAUAAACCCUUUAAGUGCGUAGUCGGUGGCUGCAAUGCCAGCUUUGCUUCACAAGGAGGACUGGCUCGACAUGUUCCCAGUCACUUCAGCCAGCAGAACUCCUCCAAAAUGUCCAGCCAGGCCAAACUUAAGGAGGAAUCACCUUCCAAAGCUGGACUCAACAAGAGGAAAAAACUCAAAAACAAGCGCAGAUGGACCCUACCAAGACCCCAGGACUUCUUUGAUGUCCAAACUAUGGACGCUAUUCGCCAAAGAGCCGUCUGUCUCAACCUCGCCACCCACAUAGAGAGUGGGGGGAAUGGCCACAGCGUUGUCUUUCACAGUACGGUGUUAGCCAGGAGGAAAGAAGGUUCUGGCAAAGUUAAGGUUCUUCUACACUGGACACCUGAAGACAUACUACCUGAUGUGUGGGUGAAUGAAACCGAGCGAUCUCAGCUGAAGACUAAAGUAGUGCACUUAUCCCAGUUACCACAGGAUACGGCUAUGUUAUUAGACCCAAACAUUUACCGAGCCCUUCCUCAAAAGCGGCUGAAGCGCAGCCUGUAAGAAGUCAUCCAUGUGGACGAUAACUUAAGAGGGAAGUUCUUGUUGAUAAAACAUCUGUACGGGAUGGGGCGCUCAUCAUCUGUCUCUGCUGAAUGUGGAGUGAAGGGACCAUAAGGAAUGGAAACUGGCUCUGGUGUAGUUUUGGUUAAUUUGAAAAUACUUUUUUAAAAGUUUCUUUUUUGAAAACUUGGAAUUUGUUGUUGUUGAUGUUCUUGCAUUUAUUUUAUUAUUAUUUUUUUACAAGCCCUGUUUUGUGUAGACCUGCCAUAUCACUCAGCAUAUUUUGCUACUGUUGUGUGUAAAAUAUUUAUCCAAAUUUGUAACUUAUUUUUUUACAAUGGAUAUGCUGGUGUGAAGCUGUUAGUUUUUUUUAUGUUUUAGUUUUAUUUUGACAAGUUUGAGUAAAAUCAUAUUUAUCUGCAAAUAAUACCUAAACUGUUACUUGUAAGGCUGUUUGGACAUUAGGUGUAAUUAUGCUGUGCAUGUGACAAAGAUCCUAACCAGUUGUCCUAUUUAUACUUCCUGAGUGCAGUACUGUUAACUUUGUGUACGACAAUGACGUGUGAAAUUUCCUCCGUCACAGUUUAAACUAUCAACAGAGCAAUAACUCAGUGAGACACUAGUGUAACUCCAAAUCACAGCCUGUCUGUUGAGAAGAAACCAUAAAAACUGACAAAGUUUACAUCGCAACAACUUGCUUAAGAUGGACUGUUAACUGUGGAGACUGUGGAGAAAAUAGAAAAUCCUGAUAUUCUGAUUUAUUGAGACUUUUGUAUUUGAUGUAGUCCCUUCUAAAACUGUAAACCGGUGUUUGUAAUAAAAUAAGGGAUUUGACAGAAUGCAACAAGACACAAAGGAGUACUGGAUUCAGUAUGAUGAGAGCAAACUGUAGAAUAUUGGUUCCUUAUGUGUGCGUUGGAGGGAUUGGCCGGGUUAUUUGGCGUCCCAUUAGCAGAGCAGCUUUGGGACCCCGCUGUGGAGGAGCUAAUAACUGGGCCAGCAGGGCAGAGCUGCUGUUUGUGAACACGCCUGCAGAGAAAGAAAGCGAGUUCACGGAGAGGUCCGCUCUCCAGCAUAUCACGCACUUGCAUGCUCACACAUACACAAUUCAUUUAAGAGUUUAUUAUGUGAUAUAAUGAGGCUCUCAGGUGCCGUUGCGCUGCUUCAGGGCUUUAAGCUCUGAAGAUGUCGACACCCUGUUGUUCUUUGUGUGCUUUUCUAAGUGGCUUCCUACUAUCUGCAGUGUUCUGCAGACGUCGUGGUGCUAAUUCAUAAAAAUGUUUGUAGAGCUCACUGAACAAGUUGGGCAGUAAGCAGAGAAUGUUUUGAUUUAGACUGAAUUAAUCUUUUUGUUUUCUUAUUGUUUUAGUCAUACGUUAGUUCAGUUUUUGUGGUGCUAUUAAUACUGUCAAAACCUUUUUACUUAUAACUGUGAGCAAAGUAAUCUGUCUAUAAAAAUAUACUCACAAUUUUACCUAUAACAUUUUACAUAAUAAAUACUGUUUCACUUUUUUUGUAAA
Molecule: messenger RNA, 3000 nt
Organism: Austrofundulus limnaeus
Lineage: Eukaryota; Metazoa; Chordata; Actinopteri; Cyprinodontiformes; Rivulidae
Gene: aebp2
Product: AE binding protein 2
Exons: 9
Coding region: 92-1480 (462 amino acids)
Biological process (GO): regulation of transcription by RNA polymerase II
Cellular component (GO): ESC/E(Z) complex
Source: RefSeq, a predicted model, not a curated record